This is a messenger RNA of Planococcus citri (citrus mealybug), 7400 nucleotides long. Its product is annotated as ubiquitin carboxyl-terminal hydrolase 10-like. The record is from RefSeq and is a predicted model, not a curated record. The transcript is spliced from 12 exons. Gene Ontology annotation, molecular function: cysteine-type deubiquitinase activity. Gene Ontology annotation, biological process: protein K48-linked deubiquitination; Ras protein signal transduction; protein K63-linked deubiquitination. The coding region runs from base 424 to 4128 and encodes 1234 amino acids. Lineage: Eukaryota; Metazoa; Arthropoda; Insecta; Hemiptera; Pseudococcidae. Gene Ontology annotation, cellular component: cytosol; postsynaptic density; dendritic spine.
GCUACUGCGAGUGUGGAUUUCAAAGUUCCUCUGUUCCUCACCAUUUAUAAUUUUUCACUUUUUGAAGACAGGACAAAAUUUUCUAUAUUUUUGGGUAUCGCCGGAAGAGGAAGUCAUAUUCUUCAAUUAUUUCAUGUUUGAAUUCAAUGUAUCGAAAAUUGGAUCGUUCCACGAUGGUCUCCACUGAAAGGAUGUGAUUUGAUAUGAUAUUCCGUUCGUUUAAUGUUGUGAAAAGAAAACCGUUUGAUUUAAUUGAUUCGAUAUAAAUUUUCGUCCUACGUCUAAAUGAGUAUUGCCGUAAUUAUGCGAGUGCGAAAGUAAAUGAUAUGGGUUUUGACCAUCGUAGUUUUGCAUGGGCGUUGAUAAAGGAGAAACUGUGCAUUACGCAUCGAAAACUAGCCUGCAGUCUUUACAGCACAGGAUAUGUUUUUUCCACAGGCUAAUGAGACGCAGGAUCCUUCUGAUAUGAGUGAUCCUUCGGAAGUUAAUCAACCUCAUCCUGUGUUGUUUGUACAGGGUCCUGGUAGGUAUAUCCAAGUUCCAUACUAUGUUCCCGUACCCACGUCGCACGUUUAUCCCAACUACGCGGUGGAUCCGAACCAGACCCAUUGGUAUCCCGUUCCGCCAUAUGGCAAUACUCCAAUCUUGAACGGCCGACAAUCAGAGAGCGAUGGAACGGAAAGCGAAACGAAUGCGGAAGACGAACGAUCGGGAACGACGUCGUUUCCGCCGCCGGGCGUCGGUUUACCGGCCGGCUCGGCAAUGCAACCGCACCAUUUGUACCAGAUGAUGCCGCCAUUGUCGAAUCACCUGUACGUCGGCAGCAUACCGUCCGGCGUCAGCGUUCAGGGCUACGUGAACUCGCCGAUACCGUAUCCGACUUCGUACGCGACUAGUAUACCGACCGGCGGCGAUCCGAACACGCCGCAACCGCAGCCGAACGUCAAUCGAGGCGGAGGAGGCGGCAGCGGCGGUGGAGGAGCAAGUAGCGGUAGCGGAGGCAGCAGUGGCGGAUCGGCAGGUCGCAACAAUGGUAAGAGCGGCGGCGGUGGUGCGAAAAUGGCGUCCGACAAGCAAGGCGGCGCUAACGAUUGUUCGGUGUCGUAUGCCACGUCGGCGGCCGCAGCAUCGGCCAAUGCACAGCAACCUCCGCCGUCCGCUCUGAACAUGGGUCAAGACUCGAGCGGUAGCGGCGGUGGCGGAAACGAUCUUUCUGCGCCGACGAUGCCGGCGACCAGUAUGGCGAUGACGGGGCCGCCACCGCCGCAUCAUCAGCCCAAUUUCAUGCCGCUGGGAAUGCAGUACAGCUAUCCGUAUUUCUCGCCGACUGGCCCGCCGCAUCCGCCGCCGCACAUGACUUCGGCCCAGCACGCAACCGGCAGCCCCAUAUACAUACCGCAUCCGCCGGCCGUGCCAAUGUACCACCACGCUCCCAUUUACAAUUCCGGACCGGCCGCCGUCUACUCGACCGAUAACGGCAUAUCGCCGCAUUCCACCGUUACCGUGCCCGUAUCCGUAUCGAUGGCUCAUCCGCCGUCCGACUUGCCACCCCCGCAUCAGCAGCACCAUCAACAUCAUCAUCAUCAACAACAACAGCAGCAGCAACAACAACAACAACAUCAACAACAGCCUCCGCACGGGUCGUCUGCGUCGUCUGUGAAUCGCGGCGGCGAAAACGAUAGCUUCAACGUUAAAGAGAACGCCGUGACGCCGUCAAACGAAACCGUAUACAAGAAUUCUAACCUGAUGGCCGAUUCGGCUCCGUUCGAGCCAGAAAAUCAAAAGAACGCGGCUACCGCUAGUUACGCGCAAACGGACGGGUCCGUUCGCAAAGACGUUACCGUAGUAGACAGUUGUACGUUACCAGAGACGGCAGCCAUCAACGAAUCGGUCGCCGUUACGAAUAGUAUAGUGUACGUAUCGGGUUCGCGUACCGCCGACAGCGACACCGUUACCGCCGCAAAGGUUGAUAAUGUUUGCUCGCUGACCAACGAUUUACGCAUUACCGAUUGCAAAGAAACCGGCGUCGGCGCGGAUGACGUGACCGACGACAGUACAGCGGCGGCCGAUAAAAUCGACUGUAACGACGCCGGCAACGUUAGUAAUAUCUCGAGCGCUUGCGAAACCGACGCCAGAUCGAACGACAUUUCGGCCAGUGGCGGCAGCAUCGCGCCCGCAACCAGCUACACGUCGUCUUGCUCCUCGUCGUCGUCUUCUUCGUGCUCGUCGGGCGCCGCAGCACCGGUCUCGUGGAACGCAUCCAACACGGCGGUAGUUACCAACAGCGAGCACCACUUGAACGGUAAAACCAAUUCGUCACCAGAUACCGCUUCUUCUUCUUCUUCUUCCGGAUACGAUCUGUCUGCCGUGAGAAGUACGCCUUCUUCUUCGGACGCCGCUGCUAAAAGCAACCAAAUUAUCGAAGAACAAGCGCCGCCGCCGCCACCGCCUGCGGUCGUGCAAAGCAACUGUAAAAAAUCGUGGGCGUCGUUAUUCAAGGAAGGCCCGUCCGCCACGAAAUCGAAAGUUUCGUCGAUAUCGCACCCGCCUACCGGGUCGUCGACGUCGUCGUCGUCGUCCUCGCUAUCGGCCACCGGCGCAGCUCUACGAAAUUCUUCCGGCGAACACUUUACCGGCGCGGCAGCCAAGUCGAUGGCCGCGCAUCACCACGCUAUCGAAAACACGUCGAGUAAAUCUUCAUCGUCCGGCAAUUCAUCGCUCAACGGUAUGCCUUCUUCGAUGUCGUCCUCUCACAGAGGCAAACCUUCUGGCUACAAGUUGUCUUCACCUUCGCUCGCCGACGACACGGUGCUUCCGAAAAUCGGAGAAUUGCUGAAAAAUUACAAAUUGGAUCACAGAGCGGUCAACAUCGAACCUCGCGGAUUAGAAAAUAAAAGCAAUUAUUGCUACAUAAACGCGAUUCUUCAAGCGUUACUCGCCUGCCCGCCGUUUUACAAUUUGAUGAAAUUCAUAUCUCAUAAUUUACACCAUCACAAAACGAAAGCAGCUACCAAACAACACUUACCGAUUAUCGAUAGCAUGGUUCAGUUCGUCGAAGAGUUUAAACUAGUACCACAAAAAGCACGUCGCGACAAGACGCGAAAAUUGGACUCGGCGCCCCAAGAAAUCGUACCCGGCAAACCAUUCGAACCGAGCUACAUGUACAACAUGCUAUCGGUAAUACAGAACAAUUCCUCCUUCGUUAUGGGUCAACAAGAAGACGCUCAAGAAUUUUUAACGUGCCUUUUGAACGGCCUCAACGAUGAAAUGGUCGAGUUAAUCCAAUUAGCCGAUGGCACCAAUAGCGGCACGAAUCACGCUCGAAAAUCACAGCUCGCUGCCAAAACGUUGCCCGUCAGCAAAAACAAUAAGAAAAUCAGCAACGGCGAUAUAGCUUCCGAUAUCGGCAUGCCGGAUGACAGCGAUUCCGAAUGGAAGCAAGUGCAUCCUAAAAUCAAACCGCAUCGUCCGAACGUGGCUUUAACGCGUACACCGCUGUCGGAUAUAUUCAGAGGACAAAUGCGUUCGGUGUUGGCUAAAACCGGCGAUCCGUGUACCAGCACUUUCGAACCGUUUUUCACCCUUCAUUUGAAUAUCGAGAAAGUCAGUUCGGUAAAACAGGCGCUCGAACUGCUGCCCGGACGCGAUAAUCUAGAAGGCGUCACCUCGUCCAGAACUAAUCAAGAAGUGGACGCGUAUCAACAGCAGUAUCUGGAAGAACUGCCGUACGUGUUGCUUUUGCAUUUGAAAUAUUUCGAUUACAAACACCACACGUGCAGAAAGAUAAAGAAGAGCGUCGAAUUUCCAAUCGAUCUUAAGCUGGAUAUGAAAUUGAUUUCGACGCAGUCGCCUUCUCAUCCGAAAACCGCGCCCAGCAAAAGCCGACAAUACAAAUUAUUCGCGGUCGUCUAUCACGACGGUAACGAAGCGACCAAAGGCCAUUAUAUCACGGACGUGUUUCACAUCGGUUACGGCGGCUGGGUACGCUACGACGACGCCAGAGUGUGGACAGUUUCGGAGAACGACGUUUUGAGACCGGAUUUACCUCGAGUGCCUUAUUUGUUGUACUACCGUAGGUGCGACACGAUCGCCGCCCUAAUGCAGCCUCCUUUUGAAAAAAGGAUGUGAUCGGCAGAUGAAUGAACCCUUCACCAGUGCCUUGUAAUUUGUGAAUUGUGUACUUAAGCGAGUUUGAUAACGUGCCGGCACCUGUAAGCGUGUUUUCGCAGUCGUCGUCGUCGCCUCUUCUUGUCGUUUAAAGACGUAUGUUUCUCCCACGCUGCGCGUACUGUAUGUUGUGUAGUUCGUUCUUUCGUUAUUGUAUUUUCAUCCGUAUUCGGAAAAUUUGUCGCGUUUUUACCGAAUGGAAAUUUAUUUUUGCUGUACUUAAUAAUGGAUCCAACUCACUUUUAUACAUCCCCUCUCUUCUUGUGUAUCGUGUUUUUUUUUCUCUUUUCUGUACAUUAAUAUUAUUAACUAUUUUUUUUCCUUUUUUUUUCUUUGCCCCCCUCGUGUAUAUAGAGUCAUUUAGUAAGCGAAAUUUAUAUCGAUUUAUCAAUUACUUUACCAAUGAUUAUUAUUUUUAUUUUUUUUUGUAUAAUGUUGUAUAUAAAAAUUUGUAGGGAAAAUUAGUUUUUGAAUGUUUGCGAAUGUAUCUUGAUUUUUUACCCGAUUUAAUCGCUUUAUUUGAAUAUUAUUCUGUGGGAAUGUUAAAUAUUAUUGUUCAUGUUUUGGUGCCCCUCUUUACGGGGGGGUAUUAAAUUAUUUUAUAUCUUAUUAAUUACGCGUGAGGUGUUUUUGAAAUUUUACUUGUUCGUCUAUUCGAAAAAAUAUUAUGUAGAUUUAUUAUAUGUGUACUAAAUUUGAAAUUUCUUUUCAAAAUCUCCCAAAAUCGUUUCUUACUUAUUCAACGUAUCCGAAACUAUCGCUUUUGCCUGGUUUAAUGUCGAAUAUUUUUUUUUUGUUACAUUUUUGUUGAUGCAUUUUUUUGUUUAUUGUUUUGUUUGUUUGUUUGUUUGUUGAUCUUCCCUUUUUUUUUGUUUUUUUUUCUCUUUUUUUUCGUUCUUUCGUAAAUUUUAUGACAAAACCGCAACGAGUGUCUGUAUUUUAUCCGCGUACGCGAAACUACAUAUAUUUGUAUUAUACAUUCGAUGUAUGUAUAUUUAGGAUUGGUUGGUAAGCGGUAAACCUACAUCGAUAGAGUGCUAAAUAAAUUUAAUAUUCGUGCCGCGUUAAAUGCGAUAGUUGACGAAAAAAAUGAAAAUGAAGUAACGAAGUCGAACGAGACAUUGAUUUUCGUGUUUUCUCCGAUGUUAAACAUUUUUGCCAUGUAAAUAUAGAUCAGUAUACGUUCGUGUGUUUUUUUUUUUUUUUUUUUAAUAAGUAAUGUUUUUCAUUUUUUAUUGUACGUAUUUAAUUAUUUUUCGAUAGGAAUUUAUCGUCGGCUGUUAUACAACAAUACCGAUUUAAUGACGUUGAUUAUGCCAGAACGGGUUUUUAACAUCUUCGCUGUUAUUAUUUUGUUCUUUUCUUUUCAUUUUCUUUUUUUUUCCUUUGUUUUUUUUUUUUGUUCGGUUUAAGAAUUGAUUGCGAUUUGAUUUUUAUAUAACGAUAUGUAUUUUUAUUUUGUUUUAUUUUUAUCAUUAUUCUUUUUUCUUUUGAAAUUUUAUUUUUCGUGAUUUUUUCGUGUAAUUACCAUUAUAUUUUAAGGAAAAAGACUUUUGAAACCUUCGAUACCUACGCGAACGUGUGUGUUUUCGACGUUACGUUAAAUUUCUAACGAUAUUAAGUUUAAUUGGUUCUAGUAACCGAUAAAAAAUAUAUUAUUGAAAUAUGUAUUACGACGUGAUAGACGAACAAGUUACGUAUAGUCUAAUACCUGUAUUGUGUAAUUAUGUUUUUUUUUUCUUCUUUUUCUUUUUGUAUGCGACGAAAAUUUGCGAAGUUGUUUAAAAUUACUUUUUUGUAACACAGUCUCUCGGAACUCGGCAGUUUCCGUUUGUCGUUUAGUCUCGUAAAACUCGUCGAAUUUUUGCAUUCGAGCGAUUUUUGUUAUAUUCGGUUUCGUUUUCUUUUCUUAUUACCAGUUUCGUGUGUGUGCCGAACGACGAAUUGAAAUUGAAGAGAACCUCUCGUCGAUUUAGUCUUCAAAAUUCGGUGUAUUUUUUUUUUAUUCGUGUAUUCUCACUUUUUUUUUAACGAUUACGAUUAUGAUUAUUAUUACUAUUACUAUUAUUAUUACUACUACGAGCGUUUAUUUAGUAUUUUUUUUUUUUGUUUUUUUGUUAACCGUCUUCACAUUCCUGGCACAUCCUUCCCUUCCCCCUCUUUUUUUUUAUCGACGAAGCCGGUUUAUUAAGCCAUUUUUUUUUCAAAGGUGUUCUGGUUGAAUUAAUAAUAUUAUGUAAUUAGGACGUUCGAAAACGAAUUAAUUUUUUUUGUUUAGUUUUAUAACUAUAAUCAGUUGACAAAGUUGAACCCGAUGUACGACACCAAGUUGCACUUGUACGCUUAAAAUACGUUAUUCCUAAAAAAAAAUUCCUAACGGUUAAACAUAUAUGCGAGGUGUAUUCAUGUUUUUAAUAAAAAUGAUACCUAAUCGUAGACGACACUGUUGUUGUUGUUGUUGAUACGAAUAAUCUAGCGUUGUUUUAACGAUGAAAAAAAAUGUAUUAUAUCGGACUAAGGUACAUGUAUAAUUUUUUUUUUCAUUCAAUUUUUUUUUUCUAAUAAUUGGUUUCUGCGGCGACAGGCCAAAAAUUAUUCAAGUAAAAAGUGAUACUUAGAUUUAGUUUUAUUCUCUGUUGUUUUCAAAACAUAAUAUUUAAUGUUUGCAGUUUAUAUCGUGUAUAAAUUAUUAUUGUAUGUGGGUACGCGUGUGAAUGUUAACGCUUUUUAUAAUAAACAAAGCCUUCUGUUAUUUAACUGUUAUACAAAAUUAGUAGGUAAUACAUUUCUUGGAUUUUUUUUUUUCGUAUUUAAUCACUUCUACUAUAAUUAAGUUAAUGGAAAUAUUGUAGUUCGUAUUUAUUUUAAUUACAAGUUAUUUGUUUUUCGUUUUUCCUCUCUUUUUUAAAUGUAAUUAUCGGUUUAUAAACAAUAUAUCGUUUUAAUAAUUAUUAAGAGCUGUUACGCUGUAAAACGAAAGCAAAAAAGUAAAUAAUAUAAAAUUUGUAUAAAUUUGAAAACAAAAAAAAAAAAAGGUUAACAAAAUGAGCUUUUAAUAUUAUAUGAAAUAGUGUAAUGUUUACAAACAGUGAUUGUUUGCAUCUUACGGAAUAUUAUAUAUAUGUUAAAAGAACCAGUUGAAAAGUUGAAGUAUUGUUAUUCAUGCUACUUUUAUUUAUUCGUGUAUUAUUACAGUUACUACAAAAUAAAAUUUUUACUAUUUAAAAUGGGUA